AUGGCUGCUAUACCGGGUCUAGACAUGUCUAUGCUGACAUACUCUGCUCGAUUGGCCACUUUCAACACCGAACAUCAACUCACAAAGAGACGCGCUUCGAGUCAAAAGAAGAAACAACCCUCGACCGCGUCCUGGCCCCACGAGUCGCCUUCCGGUGAAGAGCUCGCUCGCGCCGGCUUCUUCUUCAAACCCGCUCCCGACAGCGAUGACAAUGUCCAAUGUUUCCACUGCGCCGUAAAACUCGACGGAUGGGAGAGCCAGGAUGUCCCCCUCCAGGAGCAUCUGGCCCACUCAGCACACUGCUCCUAUGCCCUGAGUCUAUCUGUCUCGGACAAGGCCGAAGAACGCGACCCCAUGAGCCCGGAACUGGUUGAGGCCCGCACAAGCACCUUUGGCGACAUGUGGCCCCACGAACACAAGAAGGGAUGGAAGCCCAAGAUCAAGCAGAUGGUUGAGGCAGGUUGGGCAUACGAUCCUUCGCCCGCAGACGAGGACGGCGCCACCUGUUUCUACUGCAACAUGUCACUGGACGGAUGGGAGCCCAAGGAUAGCCCACUCGAGGAGCACCGCCGUAGAGAGCCAAACUGCCUCUUCUUUGCCCUGAUGGACCGUUACAAGUCUACAAGACGCAAAGGUGGGCGUGCUCGUGCAUCUACUGCCUCGAGAGCUUCCCGCUUGUCCACACAAUCCGUCCAAUCGACCUUCUCUGAGGCUCCGUCGCUGAUGUCCUUGGGUGACACAGGUCCCCAACUUGAAGUCGAAGAUAGCAUUGCCAUCGAUACAACCAUCUCCUCUGACGCCGGCAAGGGUCGCAAGAAGGCCCCGAAAGGAAGGAAGAAGACAGCCCGCCAGGAAUCUGUCGAGCCCUCUGUUCUGUAUCCGACCCUGCAAGAACCUUCGCAAGAGGAGGACGACAUAUUCGAGAUCCCCGUCGACUCCGACCCUGUACCUGUCGUAGAACAGCCCAAACCCAAACGCGGUCGCAAACCCAAGAAUACUCAAGAAUCGAUUGUCAUUGACGACUCCGUAGCGGAGCCUGCACCGAAACCUACACGGGGCCGCAAGAAAGCAAAGGAACCCUCUCCACCUCAAGAGACCAGUCUGGAUGAAAGUCAGUUGCAGUCUGAACUACAGGAAGCUGCCGAAGUCGCUGUUGUUGCAGAAAGUGCUCAGACAAAAUCUGGAAGAGGCGUCAAGCGAACUAGUGAUGGACUUGAGAAGCCCUCAGUCGCUGAAGACGAGGUGAUCGAAGAAGAGCCGACCAAACCCAAGAAGGCCGCGAAAUCUACAAAAGCAAAAAAGACCAAAAAGGCGGCCAAGGACAAUCAGGAAGAAGCAGAAGAGUCCGCUGCAGUCUCACAACCAGAGGAAAAGCCGAAACGAACAAGGUCUAAGAAGACCAAAAAGAUCGAGCCUGAGCCCGAGCCUGAGCCUGAGCCAAAGGUAGAGCCUGGAGCGAUUACCGAGCAGGUGAGCGAGGUACAACCAGAACUGGCACAUCCUGCCGAAACCGAAGAACAACUGGAACCCGAACAAGGAGCACUCGAGAGAAAUUUUGAGAUCGCCGAUAGUGACGCCGGACUCGACAAUGAAGCCCAACAACAGCUACCAGAACAAGAGGUCGAUCAGGAAAAUGUUGAUCCUAUGGCAGAGGCCGGCAUCGAUAUGGAACCAGAGAACGAAGAGGCCCUUGAGUCUCAAGAGCGACAAGACGAGGAUGUACUUGACGAAGAGUUCAACAAUCUUGAGAGUGUUGAAGCUGAGGAAGAAGUUGUGGUGCAAACGGAGGACAAUGUGGUCAAUGAGGAGGAAGAACAACCCGCUUCCAUUGCACAAACCCCCGCAGCUGAAGAAUUCGAGCCGACACCAACACCUGAAGUCAAGCGUGUUUCUGCAGUCUCUGUGUCUUCUGUUCGGAGAUCUGUCGUACAACGAGCCGACUCGGAGGAAGUCGAAGAAUCAGUUCAUUCGACUCCACGCAGUGCACAAUUAUCAGAUGUCGAGAACCAACCGCCAUCUUCGUCAUCACACGCUCCAGCUACAGCUCAGAAGGUGGUUCCCUCUCUGGAUGUGAUGAAUACUGCUAUUCAACCCAAGGAGAUAUUUGCAAGCCCUACCAAGACUACUCGAGUACCUCUUGCUGCAUCUACACCUAAUCGAUCUCCAUCAAGACGAUCACCAUCCAAAUUCGGCAGACUGACUUCGACAACUCCUUGGGAAGCCGUUGAUCUCGAAUCAAUCUUCUUCCCCGACUCCGAGAACGAAAAUGGGGAUGCAGAUGAUGUAUUCAACAAGCUGCUCGAGGUUGGUGGUGGACUGACUUCACCAGAGAAGAAGAUGACGGUCGAGGAGUGGAUCCGAUCACGCGCAGAACUGGGGGAGAACAAGCUCAAGAAUGAGUGUGAGCGUAUGGUCAUGCUAUUCGAGAAGGAGGGUAACAGAGGUCUGGCAGCUCUGAACGGCAUCCAGACCUCAUCAUGA
Aureobasidium melanogenum CBS 110374 is the source of this 2481-nucleotide messenger RNA. RefSeq lists its product as uncharacterized. Bases 1 to 2481 code for a protein of 826 amino acids. The record is from RefSeq and is a predicted model, not a curated record. Gene Ontology annotation, biological process: nucleosome assembly. NCBI's taxonomy places the organism in Eukaryota, Fungi, Ascomycota, Dothideomycetes, Dothideales, Saccotheciaceae. The transcript is spliced from 2 exons. Gene Ontology annotation, molecular function: structural constituent of chromatin; DNA binding. Gene Ontology annotation, cellular component: nucleosome.